AUGUUUGAUGCAAACUUAUCACAGCGAUGUAUCUUGCAGAGUUUCCACAUUGAUACACCUGGGUUCGAUGAUUCUGAUGAAGAUAAGAGCGAUGAGGAAACUGUGUUUUCGAUUUUUCUUAAGAUGUUGGAAGCUAAAAUUCAGAAUAUAACAACGAUCUUGUGGUUUGUGGUACCCGACGUUAGAACGAAAACCUCAUACAAACUUCAAGCAAGAUUUAUAGAAUCUUUGGCAAAAUACUAUAGUGGAAAUGUGUGGGAUAAUACCAUCAUCGUCACUAAAGGGGAUACAAUUAAUAAUGGUCCUCGUGAUCAUGCCAGAGAAAUAUCCCAAAAAGAACAUAACACUAAAAAUGAUUUGCUUUCAAAAAUCGAUGAAUUGUUAAUGAAGGGCAUCUUAAAUGUCCAAACACGUCUCAACAUUAGAAAAUUCAAAUAUACAGAGUGUGUUCAUAAGGGAAAUAUUAUAGAUAUAUAUCUAUCUCUUCAUGUUUAUAAGCAUAACUACUAUGUUGGAUUUACAACGAAACAAGUGUUUGACAAUAGUCCUCAAGCUUGGAUAGUUCGUGUCUUUUCUCUUGGAGGAGCAAAUCCGAGUUCGUAUCUGGAUACUGGAAUUGCUGUCACAAUAAUGAUUUUAAUUCACGAGGAUGCAAGCAUGCUUAUCAAUGAGAUUAUCGAUCUUCUGGAUGUCAAAAAAUUUACGAUAGGUGCUAGACAUAAACUUCAGGAAAAGCCUUGUCUUACAAUUUUGUAA
Messenger RNA from Ambispora leptoticha, 756 nucleotides. The record is from the annotation of a GenBank genome assembly. Lineage: Eukaryota; Fungi; Glomeromycota; Glomeromycetes; Archaeosporales; Ambisporaceae.